Messenger RNA from Didymodactylos carnosus, 358 nucleotides. The record is from the annotation of a GenBank genome assembly. Lineage: Eukaryota; Metazoa; Rotifera; Eurotatoria; Philodinida; Philodinidae.
AUGUGUUUCAUUCGAGGGAGACUCAGACAUCCUCAAAGUCAAGGCUGUACUGAACGCAUCAAUGGUGUUUUAAGUAUUGCAUUGGUGGUUUAUGGAAUCAAUACAAGAGCAUCAUUAACGACAAAAACAACGCCAUAUGAAAUAAUGUUUGGUCAACGCCCACGAUCGGAUUCCGAUUUUUGGAAAAUUGUAAAAGAAUGUGAUAUAAUGGAUGAAGAACAGUUACCAACCCCAAUCGAACUCGCUGAUGUUGUUGUUGAUGAAAUUGUUGAAAAACCAACUAUAAAUGAAACUGUGACUGACGAUUUUGAUAAACAAAGAGAAAAUGAUAAUUUAACUAUAGAUAAUUUCAUUCCUG